UCUGUGCAGUGGCAAGAUCGUCUGAAUUACCGCGCACUGAACUUAUCACCAGUCGAUCCUUACAAGUUGGCGGGCCCACAUUGAGAAAUUAGUUCAGAUCACACUGGAUAUACGAGCGAUGGCAGAGUAGUUACCCUAAACUCUAAGGUGGUACCGUGCUUUUUACCGUACUAGAUUCAGACCGCGCCUGGCACAUCCAUCUGCUCUUCUGGUUAAAACUUAAAAGAGCUUUCAACUACUUGUCUCUUAUCUUUUUGGUCUUAUAAUUUGGAAGGAGAUGUCAAUGGCAAGCAUUGGAUUGGGCCCUUGGUUCCACAAGAAGAUCGUCGAUCCUCUAAUCCAAAUCCUCCGCAGGGGUGCUGAGCCGAAGCAACUGGCAUUCUCUGCUGCUCUUGGCAUUACCUUGGGAGUAUUUCCAAUAUGUGGCGUCACUGUGUUUCUAUGUGGGAUGGCUAUUGCACUGCUUCAAUCUCGUUGCCAUGCUCCAACUGCAAUGCUGGCAAACUUUAUUGCUACUCCAAUAGAGUUGAGCCUGCUAGUACCCUUCUUGCGCCUUGGUGAAAUUAUCUCUGGUGGACCUCAAUUUCCAUUGUCAUCUGAUGCUCUGAAGAAGGUUUUGACUGGCCAAGCUUCGCGCGAAGUCUUCCUAAGUAUAGCCCAUGCGUUGUUGGGAUGGCUUGUUGCAGCACCCUUUAUCUUGGCCAUACUAUAUGUCACACUUUUGCCGUGUUUUAAGUUCUUGGUUCACAAGUUCAGCCCUGUUCCUUUAAGCCCAAAGAAACCACUUCGUGCAAACUCGGAUAUCAAGCUCAAGGAAACGGAUGAAAGCCUCUCUAUUGCUCAGCAUCAUCGGAUGUAUUGUUAUGGUGUUUUGAAACACACUAGAACGGAUCAUAGCCUUGAUAGAUACAGGACCGAGGAGCUGCCUGGUUCUGGGAUCACUGGGGUUUUACAUAUCAAACUCUGCUUGUUAUUUAGAACUUCUAUGAUAUUAUUAUAUAGGUUUCUUUUAACAAAUUCUCAUUAUUGCAUUUCUGGUCAGUUGAUAUCAUACCAUAGUCCAAAUUAAGGCCUCAAAAAAGUG
This is a messenger RNA of Alnus glutinosa, 1084 nucleotides long. RefSeq lists its product as uncharacterized. Gene Ontology annotation, cellular component: intracellular membrane-bounded organelle. NCBI's taxonomy places the organism in Eukaryota, Viridiplantae, Streptophyta, Magnoliopsida, Fagales, Betulaceae. The record is from RefSeq and is a predicted model, not a curated record. Bases 278 to 1069 code for a protein of 263 amino acids. The transcript is spliced from 7 exons.